Molecule: messenger RNA, 2757 nt
Organism: Vombatus ursinus (common wombat)
Lineage: Eukaryota; Metazoa; Chordata; Mammalia; Diprotodontia; Vombatidae
Gene: CARD9
Product: caspase recruitment domain family member 9
Exons: 15
Coding region: 524-2134 (536 amino acids)
Biological process (GO): regulation of apoptotic process; positive regulation of canonical NF-kappaB signal transduction
Source: RefSeq, a predicted model, not a curated record
AACUCUGAUGGACCAAUCAGAAGAAAUAUCAUCAAGAAAUGUCUUGGCCGUAGGCCCGUCAGGAAGUGCUUCACAGCAGAAGUUUUCCCAGCUGACUCUCCCCUCCCUCAAGUUCCUGCGUAGCCAGUAGGGUUUCCUAUCAAGUUCUCAGGACCAAGGAAAUGAGCUGGCUUCAGCACAUGGAAGACGGAGUUAGAGCCAAGCUGGGAGCUCCAAGAGCAAACUGAGAGUCUAUAGCCUUUGCAAAGAUUCUCCUCUUGAGUCACUCAGCUGGUGAAGAUCUUCAACUUCCCUGGAACCCAAGAGGCAGGACUGGUCAAGAACAGGCCUGGGGUAACCAGCCUUCUCCCUUCCUGCCAAAAUUCAGCCUCCAAGGCCCACACCCGCAAACCAGGAGAGGCCCUCUUCCACCAUUCCGAGGCUGAUCUGAUUCCAUGUGACCACAAGGGGUGCUUUGUCCACCUUCUGUUUGGCUCUCUCCAGUGGCAGUGGGUGUUUCCCAGAAAAUCGUCUUCUCUCCGCCAUGUCAGACUAUGAAAAUGAUGAGGAGUGUUGGAAUAUGCUCGAGAGCUUUCGGGUGAAGCUUAUCUCCAUCAUCGACCCUUCUAGGAUCACACCAUACCUCCGACAGUGUAAGGUCAUUAACCUUGAUGAUGAAGAACAAGUUCUCAAUGAUCCCAACCUGGUCAUUCGAAAAAGGAAAGUGGGUGUUCUUUUGGACAUCCUCCAAAGGACUGGUCAUAAGGGGUAUGUGGCCUUCCUGGAGAGUCUAGAACUUUAUUACCCACAGCUAUAUAAGAAAGUCACUGGGAAGGAGCCCACCAGGGUCUUCUCCAUGAUAAUAGAUGCUUCUGGGGAGUCAGGCCUGACACAGCUGCUCAUGAAUGAAGUCAUGAAGCUGCAGAAGAAAGUGCAAGAUCUGAACGUGAUGCUGAGUGCCAAAGAUGACUUUAUCAAGGAAAUGCGGGUGAAGGACAGCAUGCUGCGUAAGCACCAGGAACGGGUACAGAAGAUGAAGGAUGAUUGUGAGGCAUUUAGCCGGGAGCUCAAGAGGUGCAAGGAUGAGAACUAUGACUUGGCCAUGCUCUACGCCAGGCAGAGUGAGGAAAAAAACGCUGCGCUUAUGAGGAACCGUGAUCUUCAGCUUGAGAUAGACCGACUAAGGCACAACCUGAUGAAGGCUGAGGAUGACUGCAAGGUAGAGAGGAAGCACACAAUGAAACUCAGGCAUGCUAUGGAGCAGAGGCCGAGUCAGGAGGUCAUGUGGGAGAUCCAGCAGGAGAAGGAUCUUCUUCAAGCAAAGAUCCAAGAACUGGAGAGCUCCAUGAAGAAAGGAAAGCGGGACAAGAAUAAUGCUUACAUCCAGAUUCUGGAGGAAGACUGGAGACAGACUCUGAAGGAUCACCAGGAAAAGGAAAACAUAAUUUUCCACCUACGAAAGGAUCUGCGGCAAGCCGAGGCACUCCGGAACAAGAGCAUAGAAGAGAAGGAGAUGUUUGAGCUACAGGGCAUGGCCCUGCGCAAGGAUUCGAAGAUGUACAAAGAACGCAUCGAAGCUAUCUUGCAGCAGAUGGAGGAAGUAGCUAUAGAAAGGGACCAGGCCAUCAUGACAAGGGAGGAAUUCCACCUGCAGUAUUCGAAUAGUCUGAAGGAGAAGGAUGAGCUCCGGAAGCAGAUCCGGGAGCUGGGUGAAAAGUAUGAUGAGUUGCAGUUACAGCUGUUUAAGAAAGAGGGGCAGUUACUGUCUAUGGAGAGCAAGCUAAAGAGGCUGCAGUCGGAGACACCCAUUCUGAGUUCGGACUUAGAUGACAGCUCACCCAGGAAUUCUCAGGAGUUAACUCUUCCCAGGGACCUGGAGGAGAAUGCCCAGCUUUCCAACAAAAGUCAUCCAGCUAAGGAGAGGCUCCUAGAACAGCCCUUCGCCACCACAAAGGAGAAGCUUUUUCUGGCCCAAAAUGGAGGUGGACUGAGCAAUGGGGAUCCACAAGAGAAGGAACGGCGCCGUAUCAAAGAAAGCUUUGAGAACUAUCGUAGGAAGUGGGCGCACAGAAAGGUUCACCAUAGCACCCGGCAGGGAGAAGUAGACUGGGAAAACACCACAGGAAGUGACAACACAGAUACGGAGGGCUCCUAAGGCUAUAUUUGCCUGCUGAACCCAAGGCCCUAAAUCCCCCCAGCCAGUUUACUUAACCUCUCUGACAGGCCUAGUCAAUCUACCAUCACUCAUAUGGAUGGAAUUGAACAGGGAUGUCAAAGAUCAAAAACAUCAUUUAAGCCUCAAAACCAUCUCUGUGUGGUUUAGAUUCAGAAGGAAAGUCAUGUAUUUUGGAUUGCUGAACCCAAGGCUUUAAGAUCUGAAUUAAGAUCAACGUAGAUUGGCAUUAAAAUGAUUUUGUGGCCAUAAUGAAGGACGGAUAUGAAGAAUUCUGAGAAAGACAAGAAGACUUAUUUAAGCAGUAUAGGAUAAAGAAGACAGAAGCAAAGAACAAUUACAAUAACAGUGUGAAUAAAGACAACAUUAAACAGCAACAAAACGGGUCAAAUCCGAUGGAAAACAAUGGUACCAAAUUAUUAAAGCUGAAGGAGCCAACCAGCCACCCUUUAUGUUAACAAACAGAAAACUGCAAGACAUAGAAAGUGAUUUGUAAGCCUUUGAAGCCAUUUUGCUCAAUUAUCUGGGGCUCAUAUACAUACAGAGUUUGUUUGUUGGCAUAUGUGCUGUGUCAAAAUAAAAAAUAAAAAUGUAUUAAAAGGAAA